UUUUCUCGACAAGGAAAUAAUGAUAAAAAAUAUGUUCAAGAUUUACUUUGGGAAGAUCGUAGUGAAAUUGCUAAAUUGUACAGAGAUGGUGCACGUUUUUAUAUUUGCGGUAGUGCAAAAAAAUUAGGUACAUCAGUUAAAUCAUGUUUUUUAAAGAUCGUUGCAGAUAUUAAACAAUGUAAUGAAGAAGAAGCAACAGAAAUCUUUGAAAAAAUUUCUCUUGAAAGAUUUAGUGUCGAUGUUUUCGCAUAG
Molecule: messenger RNA, 252 nt
Organism: Adineta steineri
Lineage: Eukaryota; Metazoa; Rotifera; Eurotatoria; Adinetida; Adinetidae
Source: the annotation of a GenBank genome assembly